AUGAUUCACAACAAGAUCCCAUCAUCAACAAUAUCUCCACUACAUCAUCCAAUUUUCCUACUAUUGUCAUUCAUUUUAUUAUUAAUACCAUGCGCAUCAUCACUAUCAUUAACCUACUGUUCAUCACAAAACUUGGGCUCAGAUUCAACUUCGGAUCAGUACAUGUCUAAUGGCUAUUGUCAAGAUUAUUGUCGUAAACAAGGGUAUGCCGUGGCGAUAUUAUCACGAUUUGAUUGUUUUUGCAGCAAUGAUGUACCUGCUGAUCAAAUUGAUUUGAGCGAUUGUGACACUUCGUGUCCUGGAUACCCUGAUGAAAAAUGUGGUGAUGAGGAUCAUUUUGGGUAUUUGGUUUUUGGUGAGGUUGACGCAACUGUAGGUGGUGAAUCGUCCUCAACUAAAGCACAAACAGAAACUGACACUGACACUGACACAAGCACUGAUACAAACACGGAGACGGAUGCUGCUGAGACUACUUCUACGAGCAGCGCGUCAAGAUCAACAUCAUCAUCAACAACACCUCGAAGUACUUCUUCGCCUAGAUCCACUCCACCAAGUUCUACUCCCACCUCCACAACUACAUCCCCCUCCUCACAACAAACAGCAAUGGUUACACGAACAACUCAAGUUACACAAGUUCACCUGUCAAAUGACGUAAUUAAAGUGACCGAAUACUACACCGUGACGCCAUCAAGUUCAAGCACCAGCCAAUCAUCAUCAACUUCUUCGUCUCCUUCAUCACCGAGUGUUGUGUCGUCCACAGUUGUACUCAUUUCAACGCAAGUUAAAGCAUCAACUGUUUUUUCAGUGGUUACUCUCAACGGUACCCAAAGUCAACAACAAGUGAGUACAAUGUAUAUCACCCAAUCGGCAAAUUCAACCCUGAUUAAAUCGUCACCACCUACUGACGAAAGUAGCACCACCAAUGAAUCAUCAGCAAGCGCAUCAUCAGAAUCAUCUUCUACAGAUUUAGUUGGCGUUGCAGGGGCAGCUCCAUCAGCAUCAUCAUCACCAUCGACUGACCCGAUACUUUCAUCAACGUCAUCACCCACGUCAUCAGAUGGUGACGAAUACACAUCAGAAACAGCAGCAGCCUCAUCCACAAACCAAAGCAACAAGAAUGCAUUUUUUUCAGAUGCAGGUAAAGUUGCAGGAACAUUUACCGCGGUAGGUGUCGUUGUUCUUGGAAUCGUUUCAGCAAUACUAUACUGUUGCUGCUGUUGUACACCGGCUGCGCGUCGCAAACGUUCAAGAAAUGAUGAUCGAUACACUUCAGAUGAAGAAGAGAAUCGAUACUCGCUGGAUUACGAUGAUGUGGAUGUUGAUCAUGAAAAAGUUGUUGCUUUUAACAAGAGUCAACGCGGGGGAGCAGGAGGAAACUAUCAGCAACGUAAUGGUAGCUAUCCUUCAGCUCCAGGGCAACCAGUACCAGUUCCUCCCCCGGAUUAUCAUCGUCAUAGCAAACGAUCGUCAUUAUCAUCAUCAUUGAAACGCGAUAAUUCCACAAAGACUUUAUUUUCAUUGUUUAUGGGUGGUGGUAAUAACAAUUCCGAUAAAGAUAAAGCCAAUGCUAAUAGCAAUUACUACUAUAAUAAUGAUUACGGCAGUAGUGGGGGUCUGGGCAUCAAUAGGAACUUGUCUCGCAAAAAAUUGUUGCGGGGAUCCCAUCAUGGCGGUGGCAUGGGUAGUGGUGGUGGCGCUUAUGUUCUCAAUGGUGGUGAUUCAUCUGAUGAUAAUGGUGACAUUAUCAUGUUUCCAAUUGAUGAGAAUAACCAGCCAAUGUUUAGUAAGUCACUUGAUGACAUUCACGAUCAUCAUAACGGAGGUGCCGGUGGUGGUACUUUAAAGAUUGCCAACCCGGAUUAA
This is a messenger RNA of Lodderomyces parapsilosis, 1863 nucleotides long. RefSeq names its product Wsc4p (gene WSC4). NCBI's taxonomy places the organism in Eukaryota, Fungi, Ascomycota, Pichiomycetes, Serinales, Debaryomycetaceae. The record is from RefSeq and is a predicted model, not a curated record. The coding region runs from base 1 to 1863 and encodes 620 amino acids. The transcript has a single exon.